AUGAUCCUCAAAAAUGAUGGGGAUAUAAGUAAUGGAACUCCUCUACAUGCUGGAUCACGCACAGGGAACGAAAAUGCUAUCAGAUUUUUGCUUGAUAGAGGCGCUAAUAUCAAUGUAAUGGAUGAAGACCGUCAUACAACAAUAUUUGAAGCAUCAAAACUGGGCCAUAAGGGUACUGCUGAGCUACUCAUUCGCGCCAUUGGUCUGAAUGGUCAAAGUGCAGAUCAUGAUACUUCAUUGGGUAUCGCAGGAGGUAAUUGCGACGAUGGGAUAUUUCAAUUUUUGCCUCAGUUUUAA
This is a messenger RNA of Penicillium verhagenii, 297 nucleotides long. RefSeq lists its product as uncharacterized. The coding region runs from base 1 to 297 and encodes 98 amino acids. Gene Ontology annotation, molecular function: protein binding. The record is from RefSeq and is a predicted model, not a curated record. NCBI's taxonomy places the organism in Eukaryota, Fungi, Ascomycota, Eurotiomycetes, Eurotiales, Aspergillaceae. The transcript is spliced from 2 exons.